AUGGAUAUUACACAGAUAAUAGAUAUUACACAGCCAUUUCCUCUUAUUGAAGACAUAAUGGUGAAAGCAGGAGAUUGCACAUGGUUCUCGGCUUUUGAUAUAAAUUCAGCGUUUUGGUCAAUCCCAAUUAGGCAAAAAGAUAGAAAGAAAACAGCUUUUGUAACUCAAAACGGGCAUUGGCAAUGGACAUGUUUACCUUUUGGUUUAAAGAUUUCACCAGCAAUAUUUCAAAGAACUUUAGCAAAUAUAAUAAGAAAACACAAUUUAAAUGAUUUUUGUAUAAAUUAUAUAGAUGACAUCUUAAUUUUCUCAAAAUCAUUUAAACAACAUGUACAACAUAUAGAAUAUUUAUUGAGAACAAUGAAGGAAGAAGGGUUUCGAUUAAAAAUGGAGAAAUGCAACUUUGCAAAAAACUCCCUGAAAUACUUAGGACAUAUAAUUGAGAAAAAUUCAAUUACACCAUUAAAAGAUAAUCUUAAAGCUAUAAAGGAAUUUAAAGAACCUAAAAAUAAAAAAAAUAUUAGACAAUUUUUAGGAAAAAUUAAUUUUUACUACAAAUAUAUUGAAAAUGCAGCAAAACAGUUAGAACCAUUACAUAAUUUACUACGGAAAGAUGUAAAAUUUUGUUGGAAAGCAGAGUGUGAAAAAGCGUUCAUUGGUAUGAAAAAGUAUCUAUGUUCAAGUCCAAUUCUAUCAAUCUAUAGUCAAGAUAAAGAGGUUUUUAUUUACACCGAUGCCAGUGGAGAUGGGCUAGGUGCAAUUCUAAAACAACCACAAGAAAAUGGUAUACUUCACCCAGUUGCAUAUUUCUCAAAAAAAUUAAACUCAAGUCAAAGGAAGAUUCAAGAAAAGUGGUAG
Molecule: messenger RNA, 858 nt
Organism: Macrosiphum euphorbiae (potato aphid)
Lineage: Eukaryota; Metazoa; Arthropoda; Insecta; Hemiptera; Aphididae
Source: the annotation of a GenBank genome assembly